CAGAAAUCCAUUGUGUAGUUUUGCGCGAAAUUCGGAAAUAAAUAAAUAAACCUUCCGAAAGAAAGAGCUCUGAGAAGAAGAAAUUAGACGUGUAUAUUUAACGAAUACCGUGUAAUUUCACAAUAUGGUGAUGAAUUUGAUGUAAUUCUCCAUCUCGGUCCAAUGAUGAGAAAUCAAACACGAUUUUUGAGUGUUCUGGCAGUCUUUCUUCUGUAAACUCAUUUCUGUUUCUUCCAUUAUACUCCGUUCAAGUUCAGUAUGUGUAAAGUUUCAUUGCCGAAAAGAUUCCACAUGUAAAUCAACCGGACUUCAAUACAUACAUGUCAACUAACGAUUAUAAAGUACAAGGCUGUUCAUCUGACGUCAUACUAACUUUUGUCCAAUCACAGUUCGGACACUUUACAGUUCGAGUAUCAUUUGGUAACACAGGCUUCGAGAACGUGUAUGUAGAGCGUCACAUGACAAAAUGCUGAAUAAAAAAUUAUAAACAAUUAUAAUAACACCAAUAAUAGAUUUCUCGCGAGAUUUACUGAGACUAGUGACGUCGUCUGAAACAGACCGUCUUUCGAGCAACCAAACUACUUGGAGGUGCGUGCUGUAACCAAUAAUUUUCCAAGUAAUAUUUACUGUGGUUGACGAAAGUAAGAGAUAAUUUUUGUUCAAUUUAACUCUUUAAACCGGUUUAUCGAAGACUUGAAUCUCAAGUAGAGGUAAAGAUUAACUCAGAGCGAAGAUUAGACAGCCUGAUCAAGUGGCCGUAUAACAAAACUAAAAGAGAACAUUUUCGAAGCGACUGUCGUAUAAACCACAUUCACGUGUAAUUUUUGUCAAGGAGACCAAAAAUCGUUGUAUAUUAUUUGUCAAAUAGCGUCUUCAGAUAAGGUUAUCCGAUCAUUUCGUUACAGUAAAAGAAUGAAGUAUGUGGACGUAGAGCGAGGUGGUGUUUUUGAACAAACUAAAUCAUCAGAUGUCUUUAGUGAGCUCGAUACUUAUGAUAAACGUCAUAAAACGCGUCCAACUGCUGUUGAUACCCAAAGAAUGUCGUCUUUUACGUUAACUGAUUCGGAAAACGCGCCUUCCCCGGAAAUUUUCUCGAGAAACCUGUCCCUGAACGAGUUUUCAGUUGCUAGGAGCCUAAGUUAUUCGUGUGAGGGCAAUAAAUCGAGGAUCAUACCAGGCCGCCAUAGAAAAAGAAUGAUACUGAAAAAUGGGACUGUCAAUGUAUGCAAUAGAAAUGUAGCCAAGCGACGACAGCGGUACCUACAGGAUCUGUUUAUAACAUUAGUCGACAUCCAGUGGAGAUGGAACUUACUAGUAUUUGCCAUGGGCUUCAUCCUCACGUGGUUGGGCUUUGGCGCCAUCUGGUGGCUGAUCAACUUUUCCCACGGAGACUUUGAACAUCUGGGUGAUGAAGAGUGGGAACCCUGCGUACACAACAUAAAAUCUUUUACGUCAGCGUUUUUAUUUUCUUUGGAAACUCAGCACACCAUAGGGUACGGGUUUAGGUUCAUCAACGAAGAGUGUCCCGAAGCCGUCUUUACUCUCUGCCUUCAGUCCAUAACGGGGGUCAUGAUUCAAUGCCUUAUUGUAGGCAUGGUCUUCUCCAAGUUCUCUCGGCCUAAGAAACGGCAACAGACACUCAUGUUCAGCCGAAAUGCCGUUAUUUGUCUUCGUGAUGGUAAGAUGUGUCUAAUGUUCCGUGUUGGUGACAUGCGGAAAUCGACCGUCAUUGGUGCCCAAAUUAGUUUACUCUUAAUAAAGAAAAAAGCUACCGCUGAGAAGGAGGUUCUACCUUAUUAUCACUAUAAGUUGGACAUCCGACACGACAGUGACAGCCUUUUCCUCUUAUGGCCAACAGUGGUCAUCCACGAGAUCAAUGAAACCAGUCCACUCUACACCAUGUCGGCGGAGGAACUUUUAAAGGACAAAUUUGAACUUUUGGUUAUUUUGGAGGGAACUACAGUGUCCACUGGUCAGUCCUUCCAAGCUAAGACUUCUUAUCUUUCGCACGAGAUUUUAUGGGGUCAUCGAUUCGAGCAGAUAAUAGCUUACAACAAGGAAACUGGUGAGUUUGUGGUCGACUUUGGGAAAUUUAACAACACUUAUGAAGUAGAAACACCGCUUUGCAGUGGAAAGAAUUUCGACGAGUUCAGUAGGAGCCAUGACAGGUUUCAUCUAUAGAAGAUAGGACCUAUCCUGGAUGAAUAUACGAUCCUGCACGAUUUAUCUCUCUCUCUCUCUUUUAAUGGUGUUAAUAUAAAUAUAAAUUUCACAAUAAAAAAUCAAAUUUCAAGUUCAGUUAUGAGCAAAGUAUCGUUUCAAAUGAAAUACUGAAAGGCUUUGAAGGAUAUUAAUUCGUCGAUUUUUUUCUGUACGAUAUAUUAACGUAACGAAGAGACUGGGAACGUGUUUGUGACGUCAGUGACUAAAUCUAUGAUAGAUGACAGUCAAAAAACUGUGGUAUGAGUUUUAACCGAUUAAAACUUCUCACGAGUUUCAGGUUACAGUGUGCAGUUAAACUAAUUUUUUAUACCGUCAGGAAAUACAAAACCAAAACAAUGUUUCAUAAACAUUUCAAAAAGAACUUGGAAGGUAAACUAUCAACUUUCACAAAACUUUGAGAAACAAAAUUUGAAUUCAUAGGCGUGAAAAUUAACUCUCUCACUAUGGGGUCGUAUGUAAAUAAAUAACAUUUUUUCAGAGGUGUAGGAGGCAAAUUAAAAGUGGGGGACAAGGUUUGUUUGACAGAGCGAAGCGAGGGAAUAUGUACCACAGGUGCACCCAUUACGCCGGGGUCUAGGGCUUGCUUUAAGGCUCUGGAAAUUCGUUGGUUCUGGAUUAAAUUUUAUGCAUUCUCCCGCUUUUUCCUGAGAGUAAUUUAUCUAAUUUUUACUGGGACAGAUUGAAAAGUGGGACGGCCUGGGUCCUCUCGCUUCCUACGCAAUUGUUUUUAGUAUUUUUUUGCCGCGGCAUAUCGGCUCAUAGAACAGCUCCGAGUAUUUUUUCCCCCCAAGUACAAACUUUUAACUCAUAGCUCUGUCAUCUCUUGAUCGAUUUGAGAUAUAAUUAUACUUUUGGACUCAGGAGGUCAGACCAUGUCGAUUGAUGUAUUUGACCACGUCCAAGGUCUCAUAGAUUAAUUUUUUCUAAUCCUGCAUAAAAUAAUUUCAAUUUGAGGGUAGGCUGGUAGAGAUCCUGAUGAGUAAUAAAAUCGAAUCGGGUAUACGCGCGCCCCACGCUUGGUAUUUCCCGCGCACAAAAAUAUCGCUAAUAAAAUGGGAAACAAAGGUCUCAUAGAUUAAUUGACUCUAAUCCUGCCUAAAAUAAUUUCAAAUGCCGCGGCUAUUGAGGAUUCCCUCUUGUUUUAUUAACAGGUUAAGACAGAUUUUUUUUUUUAUCCCACGUAAUUAUAACAUAAUAACACAAAAUAAAAGCACUGAGGAAGUCAAUUAAUUACAAAAUUAUCACGUUGUAAGACAAUAGUGACACACUGGUGUCACUAGGUAGGUGGUUACAUGUAACAGUUUUAAAGCCUACCUCCGAUAUAUCCCAUAUAUCUCAUAUAUAUAUCAUCGCUUAUCUCCGGUAUAUCUUAUAUGAAUUAUAUACCAUUACUAAAUAUACAUUCUUUGGGUGACAUCAUGGCGUCCUGGCGGAUCACAAGUUCGAAACCCAGCACCAAACAUACUCGCCCUUUCACACGUGGGCACGUUACAUUGUAACGUUCAAUCCCAUCAUUUUUUUUUGUAAACAGUAGCCCAAGGGAUGGUGAUUGGUGCUGCCAUCCUUGUAGCUCAAAAUUAUGGUACGGCACCAGAUAGUCCAAGCAGCUUAGAUAUAAACAAAUAAAUAGAUUAUCGUCUGAUACUUUUAUGACAAUGCAGUCACGUGACAGAAAUGCGCCAUUUGAAUCUCUGUUUACAUCGGAAGAAAUUACAACAUGUGCAUUUCUGUCACGUGGUUGUUCAGAUGUUGCCGCAACAACGGUGCCAGAUGGGACCGAAGUUAAUUGUGUGAAACUCGAAAUGUUGUCUAAGAAUCUCCAUGUUUCAGCAUUCUGGCAAGUGUGAAACUCGAAAAGUUGUCUAAGAAUCUCCAUGUUUCAGCAUUCUGGCAAGUGUGAAACUCGAAAAGUUGUCUGGGAAUCUCCAUGUUUCAACAUUCUGGCAAGUGUGAAACUCGAAAAGUUGUCUGGGAAUCUCCAUGUUUCAACAUUCUGGCAAGUGGGAAACUCGAAAAGUUGUCUGGGAAUCUCCAUGUUUCAGCAUUCUGGCAAGUGUGAAACUUGAAAAGUUGUCUGGGAAUCUCCAUGUUUCAACAUUCUGGCAAGUGUGAACUCGAAAAGUUGUCUAAGAAUCUCCAUGUUUCAACAUUCUGUAGAGACAUUUUCGAAGCGCAGACAGGAGCGAGACUUGAACUUACGGAACGGAUUUCGGCCAAUCGAAUCGAGUACCCAAGUUUCGGAUCAAUUUAUUUUGUGUUGUACUUAAUUAUGUUGUAUGUAUAUUAAACAUUCUUUUAUAUACUCUA
This is a messenger RNA of Limulus polyphemus (Atlantic horseshoe crab), 4530 nucleotides long. Its product is annotated as G protein-activated inward rectifier potassium channel 3-like. Bases 913 to 2181 code for a protein of 422 amino acids. Gene Ontology annotation, biological process: potassium ion import across plasma membrane; regulation of monoatomic ion transmembrane transport. Lineage: Eukaryota; Metazoa; Arthropoda; Merostomata; Xiphosura; Limulidae. The record is from RefSeq and is a predicted model, not a curated record. The transcript has 3 exons. Gene Ontology annotation, cellular component: plasma membrane. Gene Ontology annotation, molecular function: inward rectifier potassium channel activity.